CCGUUUUGAAAAUAUCGGUUUGGAUUUUUGAAAAAUUAAGACAGUUUAGCUAGCUACUCCAGCACGAUAGGUGGCAGUACAUAGAGGAUAUUUAUCCACGGGGGUCGACAUCCCUGUCGAAGGAGAGUACGCAUGGCUCGCUAGCUAGCUUAGCUAACGUUCUUUAGCCCUGUCAUGUAGCUAAUAAACUUCGUAUGAAUCAAAUACUAGCUCAUCAUUACGCUCACUUGGUGUCAUACUCAAGGAUAUUGACACCAGUCUACUACAAUGGAAGUCCUAAUGCAUCACCUUCGGCAGAGAGUCUUACCCCACCUGCCCAGAGCCUUUAUCACUCCUUGUAAGAGCCAUUCAAGCUGUGCUGCUGGAAAUGCCCCAAAGCCAACCCCCACUGACUCCACCUCCCGACCUAGCACACCCCUUCCCCUAGUCUCCCGUCUCUUCCAGCCCUCCAACCUGCGUGAUCUGGGUCAGGAGAGUCGUGCUCAGGGGGAGAUGACCUGCAAGAGCCAGAGACUGAUGCAGCAGGCAGGUCUCAUCCACCCUUCCAACCCUGGCUGUUACUACUUCCUCCCAGCCACAGUGCGCUCCAUGGAGAAGCUGGUGAGGCUGAUCGACCAGGAGAUGCAGAGGAUUGGUGGGCAGAAGCUGGACAUGCCCAGUCUGUGCUCUGCGGAGCUGUGGAGACGCAGCGAGCGCUGGGACCUGAUGGGAAAAGAGCUGUUCCGCCUGAGGGACCGCCACGGAGCUGAGUACUGCCUGGGCCCCACCCAUGAGGAGGCAGUGACAGAGCUGCUAGCCUCCCAGGGAACCCUGUCCUACAGACAGCUGCCUCUAAUGCUCUACCAGAUCACCCGCAAGUUCCGUGAUGAGCCAAAGCCUCGGUUCGGGCUGCUACGGGGGCGGGAGUUCUACAUGAAGGACAUGUACACGUUUGAUGUGAGUGAGGAGGCUGCCUACCACACGUAUGAGUCUGUAUGUCAGGCUUACAACCGCCUCUUCUCCCGGCUGGGCCUGCACAUUGUCCAGGUCCAGGCAGACACAGGGAACAUCGGAGGUAAACUCUCCCACGAGUUCCAGCUCCCAGCAGACAUCGGAGAGGACAGACUACUGGUCUGUGGGAGCUGCUCCUUCUCUGCCAAUGUGGAGACCAUGGAACCAGGCCGGACUGACUGCCCACAGUGCCAGGCAGGCACACUGGUGGAGUCCAAGGGCAUAGAGGUGGGUCAUACAUUCUACCUUGGCACCAAGUACUCCCACAUAUUCAACGCCACCUUCAACAACACCCAGAACAAGCCUGCUGUCACUGAGAUGGGCUGCUUUGGGCUGGGGGUGACCCGGAUCCUCGCUGCCGCCAUAGAGGUGAUGUCCACGGAGGAGGCUAUCCACUGGCCUGGGCUGCUUGCCCCCUACCAGGUCUGUGUUCUGCCACCUAAAAGGGGCAGUAAGGUGGAUGAGGUGGCUGGUUUAGCUGAGGAGCUGGCCCUCUUUCUGGGGGAGGCUUUGCCCAGCCUAAGAGGUGAGGUGGUUCUGGAUGACCGUACACAGAUGACCAUUGGUAAGAGACUGAAGGAUGCCAGUCGGCUUGGAUACCCCUAUGUGGUGGCAGUGGGGCAGAAGGCUACAGAGGAGACACCCAGGUUUGAGGUGAUCUGUCAGCAGACUGGUGAGACUAUGUUCCUCAGUAAGGAUGGGCUGGUAGACCUACUCAGACGAGUGGAGACGGUCUGAGUUGGACCGUUCUUGACCAGGAACGGGACUAAACUACUGAACUCCAUGGAACUCUAUUGCUCCUCUGAAAUGGGCAUGCUUGUGGUUGGGUGGGAUGAUAAGCAGUAAAGAGGCUACUAAGACCAAUCUAAGUCUGAUGCAAACUGAGCUGGACUGAACUGAAAUGUAUUAUUACACUGAGAUGAACAUGCAUGUCUGGGGUAGGGAGGAAGUAGCCCUUGAUCAUGACUCUCAGUUCCAUUACAUUACACAUAAGUCAUUGGACGAAGGCGUCUUCUGUACGAGGGAAUUUUGUUAAGAUCCGCAACGCUCGGUCUGAACAUUAACACGGAUCGCUUGCGGUACGGUUUUUGAAGCAUAAGGACCUUAGCUUUCAUAUCAG
This is a messenger RNA of Coregonus clupeaformis (lake whitefish), 2110 nucleotides long. RefSeq names its product prolyl-tRNA synthetase 2, mitochondrial (gene pars2). Gene Ontology annotation, cellular component: mitochondrion; cytoplasm. The transcript has 3 exons. The record is from RefSeq and is a predicted model, not a curated record. Gene Ontology annotation, biological process: prolyl-tRNA aminoacylation. Gene Ontology annotation, molecular function: proline-tRNA ligase activity; ATP binding. Bases 268 to 1728 code for a protein of 486 amino acids. Lineage: Eukaryota; Metazoa; Chordata; Actinopteri; Salmoniformes; Salmonidae.